Messenger RNA from Hirsutella rhossiliensis, 297 nucleotides. Its product is annotated as LSM domain-containing protein. Gene Ontology annotation, cellular component: catalytic step 2 spliceosome; P-body; Lsm1-7-Pat1 complex. Gene Ontology annotation, molecular function: RNA binding. The coding region runs from base 1 to 297 and encodes 98 amino acids. The transcript has 4 exons. Lineage: Eukaryota; Fungi; Ascomycota; Sordariomycetes; Hypocreales; Ophiocordycipitaceae. The record is from RefSeq and is a predicted model, not a curated record. Gene Ontology annotation, biological process: mRNA splicing, via spliceosome.
AUGCUUUUCUUCAGCUUCUUCAAAACCCUCGUUGACCACGAGGUCACGGUCGAGCUCAAAAACGACAUCCAGCUCAAGGGCACCCUAAAGAGCGUCGACCAGUACCUCAACAUCAAGCUCGACGACAUCUCCGUCGUCGAGGAACUCAAGUAUCCCCAUCUCAGCUCCGUAAAAAAUGUCUUCAUCAGAGGCUCCGUCGUGCGCUACGUCCAUCUUCCCGCUGCGUCGGUAGACACGCAGCUGCUCGAGGAUGCUACGCGGAGAGAGGCAGCAGCUCAGCGGGCAAAAGCCAAGUGA